Molecule: messenger RNA, 4389 nt
Organism: Chiloscyllium plagiosum (whitespotted bambooshark)
Lineage: Eukaryota; Metazoa; Chordata; Chondrichthyes; Orectolobiformes; Hemiscylliidae
Gene: arhgap36
Product: Rho GTPase activating protein 36
Biological process (GO): signal transduction
Source: RefSeq, a predicted model, not a curated record
CAUAUACAAAGUCUUUCUUUCCGUGUUCUGUUACUCCCUGUCUAUCUAGAGAAUGCUUUUUGGCAACUCGUACUCUUUUCUGGACUUCUCUAACUCCCACAGAAAGAAGGGAAGCUGGUCACAUUCCCAGCCUGUGUAAACAUUAGUGAUUAAUGCAAAUGGAAGGAGCAGUUUUUUGGUGAUAGUUUCCCUCCAGCUUGCUGCAUCUUUCACUAUCUCCCACUCGCAUGCACAGCCACAUUCAUUUUCCAACAGCAGCUCUCAACAGCAAAUGGAGUGAAUGAGGUCCAUAAGCAUUCUGGCUGUUAGUUUUGCAAACAGAGAUAAAGCAUUUUGUUUGAACUGUAGUCAGCAUCCCAGAUACGGAUAUCAAGGUUUUCACGGGUGAUUUCACUUGGAACACCAUGUUUGGACAAAGUGUCAUACUGCAGCCUGUCCCUAUCCAAAGUCUCUCUGAACUGGAGCGUGCCAGACUGCAGGAAGUGGCCUUCUUCCACCUUCAAGGGAAAAAUCUGGGCUGUCAGAUUACUGUUCCUAAAGAUGGGCCAAAAAGGAGAAAAUCUUUCCGGCGAAAGAAAGAUGCUCUUUCCAAGGAGAAAAAAGAUAAAGAAUCGUAUCCUUUAGGGUUUGGGAUUCCUUUAUCACAAGUCAUCCUCAAUGACCGUGCAUGUAAGAAAAAGCAAGACGCAAUGAAGGAAGGCCGCAGAGACUGCCUUGACUUGGAGUCAACAGUAAUGAGAUUUCGGGCUGAGAAGCAACAUAAACAUUUAUAUGACAGUGAUGCAUUCCUGUCAGAAAUAGUAAAUGAACCCCUCUCUCCAACUUUUCUGGAUAAUCUUUCUCGAGGCCACAGACGGGGUGCGGUGUCUGUUGACUCCAUCACUGACCUAGACGACAACCAGUCACGGUUGCUGGAAGCCCUUCAGCUCUCUCUGCCUUUGGAACUGGAAAGGAAAAGUGUAAGAAAGGCUAAAAAGAAGCUCAGCCUGAACCCCAUAUUCCGGCAGGUCCCCAGAAUAGUGCAGCAAUGCUGUCAGCAUAUUGAAAAAUAUGGUCUUCAAACAGUUGGUAUUUUCCGAGUUGGAAGUUCCAAGAAAAGAGUUCGACAGCUGCGAGAUGAUUUUGAUCAAGGUCUGCAAGUUGUUUUGGAUGAAGAACACAGUGUCCAUGAUGUAGCAGCAUUAUUGAAAGAGUUCCUGCGGGACAUGCCAGAUCCUCUUCUCCCCAAGGAACUCUACUCAGCCUUCAUCAACACCAUGACCAUGAAGCAGAAGGAACAGCUCUCUGUCCUCCAGCUGCUGAUUUAUCUGUUACCUCCAUGUAACUGUGACACAUUACUCCGAUUGCUUGAGUUGCUGUCAAAGGUAGCAAGCCAUGCCCAUGACUCGCUUGGAGAAGAUGGACAAGAGAUGACUGGAAACAAAAUGACUGUCGUCAAUCUGGCUACCAUCUUUGGUCCAAACCUCCUUUAUAGGGAGAUACAGUCUGAGAAAGACUACAGUGUGCAGGCAGCACAAGUAGAGGAAAGCUCCGCAAUCAUUGGGGUCAUUCAAAAGAUGAUUGAGAACUACUCAACCCUCUUUGUAGUUUCUCCAGAGUUCCAGCAUGAAGUGUUAAUGAGUUUGAUGCAAACGGACAAUGAUGUUGUUCACUAUCUCCUACGCAGAAAGCUGAAAUACCAAUUGGGUUCCAAUGACGAAAGUGAGAGAUUUGCAAAGGCAGAACGCCAUUGCUCAAAGUCUACAUGUGACUCCUGCAGCUCCAUAAGUGGCGACCACACACCAAUGAACAUUUCACCCAGCUUCUGUGAAAGCCCAUCUGUGAAGGACGAGAAGGAGAUGAGCUCAGGUUCAGAGUUGUUUAAAGUACCUGAAGCACUGUCAUUCUUUGGAAAGCAUGGAAAGGCCUUUUCUACUGAAUCUCUAAAAGAUUCAUUUGAAGAGACUGGGGAGGAAUGGUCUUUUGGUCAACGGAGAGCAUCUCAUUCACAGGAGAACCUUACAACAACACUUCUUUUGGAACCAACAAAAGGUUUUGUGCAAGAUGUAGAGUGGAGGACACAAAACACAACUUUAAUUCCAAUGAACAGAUCUCCAGAUGUAUCUUUAGCAACCAGUUCCCAACCACUCUACAACAGACAUCAGAUGCUCACAAGUCUUAAUUGCACUCGAUUCCUCACAGGCAGCACUGAAGAAUUAAAAAAGAAUACAAAAGCAACGACUAAGCUAAGAAGAGUACGUUCAGAUCUUCAUUCUAAAUGUGGAAGUCCUAUCUUACAUUCAUGUACUGAUAAAACAGGCAGAAACUUUAAAAAGUUCAGUGAAGUUGCUAGCUCACCUGACAAUGAACAUUUGAGAAAAUUUCUAACUACUGAGUCUGGCUUCAUUCCUGAGGCAUCUAAGAGACGUGAGGCACUACCGAAUGAGAAAAAUAGGGAGGAAAUGGAAGCUAAAGUGUGGGUGAAAAGGGCCAGUGAAGCUUAUUCUCCAAACAAAACACAGAGACAACAGCAACUUCAGCAUUGUAAAUUCAAAGAUGAGCAGAAAAAAAAUUCUCUUCGUGAAACUGCUGUGUGAUUUGAGAAAUUUCCCAUUCAUUGAACACCUCCAAAAGGAAGUUGCUUCAGCACUUCUGGGAAUAAUUUUGACACCAUUAUUUCAUGCUGAUAGUUAGAUUUUAGACAUUGUGUAAGACUUGUCUGAUUUGCUAAUCUCAAAUCUGGCUAUUAUUUCCCUGUUAGGAAACACUACCGACAGUAUUGUUGAUUUUCCCCUUGUUGCCACCAGCAGUUGUCUCUGUGUAGAUAUUUAGGUUUAGCGAAACUGAAAUGUUUAUAUUUUUAUGCAUUUGUACUUUAUUUAAAAUGAGUGAGGAUGUUUCUCAGUCUGUCUUGUUAGCCUGUACUAAGUCCUUGAAUAAUUAACACUCAAAGGAAUGUUCAGGCCUUGUGGGAUUGUAGGAAUGAGAACACAGAGAAAAGGCAUUUUGAAUUCUGAACUCUGCUCUUUACAUGCAUUGUACAAUUUGUUCUAUAAUGGGCUUUACCAAGUUUAUUUAUUCCAGUCUCUUGAGGACAGGUUUUGCAAAAAUCUGCCCUCAACCCUUUGAAGUAAACUAGCAAAACUCCAGAAUUAUGCCUUCCUUAUAUCUAUUGCAAUGAAUUCAUAAAUUUCUAAUGUUUAUAAAACACAUUAAAUCGUUUUGCAUUGGUUAGCUUAGUGGAUGGUGCUGACUUUGUUGGUGUUUAUGGACCAGUUCACGAUAAGGGAGCAUUCCAUUCCUAAAUUGUGCCUCAGAUCUUACUUUUCCUCCUCGUGUUGGACUGAUAUAAUCUAAGAGUUGGUGGAUUAAAACAUUUCCUUUUCCACUGUAUGCAAUGCAUUUAAAUCCAACACUGAUGAUGAGAUGAGUGUUUCCUCUUUGCUUGAUGUGAAUAUCCUAUCCUAACUAAUCUUAGGCCAAGAUCGACCUAGUUGCUAUUGAGUACUGGAACACAGUCCAUCCAUAAUAUGGAACUGGUUAGUAGAAACACUGCUAUGUGAAAUGGAAAUGUCACUGGAGAUUUGAUCCUGAAAAUGGUUGUUUUCAAAGCUCGAGCUUUAAUAUCUGUCAUCUUGGUAAGCACAAAGUACCAGCUAAAUAUACAAUAAGUGCUCCUCUUUAUUUUACAAAUAUUUCAAAUUAAAUCUUCCUAUCAUCCUGGACAUUCCUCUAAUUGGUUAGAAUAUUCCAUUGCAUCAUAAAAUGCAAUGAUUCCUUCUGAAUCUUAGUAAGAUUUUAUUGAGUGUUAUUUGUGUUCAAAUCAUGUUUACAUAUUGCCUGUUAUUGUCAAGAUUUAGUUCAGUGCUUUCAUUUGUACCAGAAACAUGAUAAUUUCUUUGUCAUGUGGAUUGUGAUUUUCAGACUUUUCAUUGCUUCAAACUUGCUGUGAUACUUGUACAUCAGUAUAUUGUGGUAAAUUAAAUCGACAUUUCAGCUUGAAAUAAGAAAUGAUUAUGCCAGGUCAGUUAAUAGUUGAAAUUACAGAUUCGAAAGAAAUGUCCAUUGGAAUUUGCUGAUGUGAUUGUUCCUUUGGUUUUAUUAAAAAGUAAAGGUUGUUCGAUAUAGGGUGAUGGCAUGGCAAAUCUUGACAUCUACCGAAACCUAUACAGUGGCAGCUCUACUUAAUACAGGUUUCAUUUAGCUCGUCAUGUUUUCUCCAUGUGGGUGUGUACUAAUAUUUCGAGGUUGCAUAAAGUUUGAUUCCUUUAUUAUGUCUACAGAAAACCAAAAACUUUCAUAAAGGGAUCAUUCGGGGCAGGUGAUGGCCUUAUAGUAUUAUCAGAGGAGAAAGUGAGGACUACAGAUGCUGGAGAUCAGAGCUGAAAAUGUGUUGCCAGAAAAGCGCAG